AUGGCGCCGCAACCACUGGUCACCCAUAUAUACACGGCGGAUCCGUCAGCGCAUGUCUUUGAGGGCAAGAUCUACGUUUACCCGUCUCAUGACCGCGAAACAGACAUCCAAUUCAACGACAAUGGCGACCAGUACGACAUGGCCGACUACCACGUCCUCUCGCUCUCGGAGCCCGGCGGGCCCGUCACGGACCACGGCGUCGUGCUCAGGGCCGAAGACAUCCCCUGGGUGUCGAAGCAGCUGUGGGCGCCCGACGCCGCGACAAAGGACGGCAAAUAUUACCUGUACUUUCCCGCAAGGGACAAGGAGGGUAUCUUCCGCAUCGGCGUCGCUGUGGGCGACUCCCCAGCCGGGCCGUUCGUGCCGGACCCGGAGCCCAUCCGGGGCAGUUACAGUAUUGACCCGGCGUGCUUCGUCGACGACGACGGCCAGGCAUAUCUCUAUUUCGGCGGCAUCUGGGGCGGCCAGCUGCAAUGUUGGUCCUCGUCAGGCGAGGGCGAGGGCGAUAAGUUCGACGCCUCCAUGUCCGGACCCCAGGAGCCGAAGGGCUACGACGUGCCCGCGCUGCUGCCCCGCGCAGCCAAGCUGUCGUCCGACAUGCGCAGCUUCGCGUCCGCCGUGACGCCGCUGGAGAUCCGCGACGAAAAGACCGGCGCCCUGCUCGCGGCCGACGACCACGACCGCCGCUUCUUCGAGGCUGCAUGGAUGCACAGGUACCGCGGCAAGUACUACUUCAGCUACUCGACCGGCGACACGCACUACCUGGUCUACGCGGUCGGCGACAGCCCACUGGGCCCUUUCACCUACGCCGGCCGCAUCCUGGAGCCCGUGCUGGGCUGGACCACGCAUCACAGCAUCGUCGAGUUCCGCGGCAAAUGGUAUCUGUUCUACCACGACUGCGAGCUCAGCAAGGGCAUCAACCACCUCCGCAGCGUCAAGAUGCGGGAGAUCGUCUAUGAUGACCAAGGCAGGAUCUCGUUGGCUGAGAAGCAGUAG
Cladophialophora psammophila CBS 110553 is the source of this 996-nucleotide messenger RNA. RefSeq names its product xylan 1,4-beta-xylosidase. The transcript has 2 exons. The coding region runs from base 1 to 996 and encodes 331 amino acids. Lineage: Eukaryota; Fungi; Ascomycota; Eurotiomycetes; Chaetothyriales; Herpotrichiellaceae. The record is from RefSeq and is a predicted model, not a curated record. Gene Ontology annotation, molecular function: hydrolase activity, hydrolyzing O-glycosyl compounds. Gene Ontology annotation, biological process: carbohydrate metabolic process.